UUUGCGAGUGAUAGAAGAGUUGGCGCACUGCGUGUGGAAUUUUCCCAGUCUGUGAAUCUUGAGGAAGUUGAGAAGAUGAACCCUGAAGUGAGAGAAGGCGGCCGAUAUGCUCCAAAAGACUGUAAAGCACUUCAGAAAGUAGCAGUUAUCAUACCAUUCAGGAACCGAGAGGAGCAUCUGAAGUACUGGCUGUAUUAUCUCCAUCCAAUCCUUCAAAGGCAACAGCUUGACUAUGGAAUAUAUGUCAUUAAUCAGGCUGGAGAAGAAACAUUUAAUCGUGCUAAACUUCUGAACAUAGGCUUCGAAGAAGCUUUGAAAGAAUAUGACUAUGAUUGCUUUGUAUUUAGUGACGUAGACCUAAUUCCAAUGGAUGACAGGAACAUCUACAAGUGUUACAGCCAGCCUCGGCACCUCUCUGUAUCGAUGGAUAAGUUUGGAUUCCGUUUACCGUACAAUCAGUAUUUUGGAGGUGUGUCUGCUCUAAGCAAGGAACAGUUUGUAAAAAUCAACGGAUUUCCUAAUGAUUACUGGGGCUGGGGUGGCGAAGAUGACGACAUUUAUAACAGGCUAGUUUUUAAAGGUAUGAGGAUAUCUCGCCCAGAUGCUGUCGUUGGGAAGUGCCGCAUGAUUCGCCAUUCAAGAGACCAAAAAAAUGAACCCAACCCACAGAGGUUUGACAGAAUUGCUCGCACGAGGGAGACAAUGAAUUCCGAUGGCUUAAAUACACUGUCAUACAAGUUAGUGAAAACUGAUAAAUACCCGCUAUAUACAAAAAUCACAGUGGAUGUUGGCUCACCCAAAAAGUAGCGUUGGAGAGGCAGAAGUGAAGACUUAGAAGCUUCCAGGGAUAUCUAAUCCACAGGAUUUUUAUAUGUACUGUUUUUACUACAGUCAGAAUGAACAAGAAAGGUUAAUUCAGCUAUGCAAAGUUUUUCCAAGUCUGCUGGAUGAGUGAGCCUUUUUAAUCCCAAACUUGACUUUACACAACUUUCUAGCUCUACAAUAUUUUUAUAAGUUUAAAAACUGUAAAUAAGAGUUGUAAAUAUUUACAUUGCCAGAAAAUGUUGUUUAUGUAUUUGCUGCAGUGCUCCCCACAAAUAGUUUAUUCAAAUGCUGUUGUUCAUAAACUAAUGAUGAAUCAGCGAUUAUUGCCAUAUUUUUCCCAUAUGCUAAAUUAGGUAGACAAGAAUACUGCUUUCAAUUAUUUGUUGUUGUUACUUUAUGAAGGACUGGAAAAUGCUGCUAAAAUUGUACAAGUUUACACAUUGUAUUCGAUUUUUUUUAAUGGACACAGUAUCACUUUUUCUUGUCUAACAUCAACCAAAACAAACAUUUUUUCUUUCCUUUUAUACAGAGUGAAUUUUGGAAAAAUUGACCAUACAAAAUGUGUAUUAGCUCCAUAUUUUAUUAUCUUAGAGUGGAGGCCGCAGUCCUCCAGUGAGCGCUAUACAGACAGGACAUUUAAGCUUGGUGGAGCUGCACAGGACAGUAUAAAUAUUAUGACUGGUGCAAGAAGUAAUGUCCCCAGGUGACCUUCCUUGACAGAUGUCUCAUAUAGAAUAUUAAGAUUUGUUCCCUUUUUAAGCACAGCAAAUUGAUUGAAAUUAUGGGCUGAAACUAUAACCUUUUUUAUUACAAUUUACCAAAAUGUUUACUUUUGUAAGAGCUUAUUACAUCAGUUAAAUAUUA
Molecule: messenger RNA, 1689 nt
Organism: Pelodiscus sinensis (Chinese soft-shelled turtle)
Lineage: Eukaryota; Metazoa; Chordata; Testudines; Trionychidae
Source: RefSeq, a predicted model, not a curated record